Messenger RNA from Globicephala melas (long-finned pilot whale), 3120 nucleotides. The record is from RefSeq and is a predicted model, not a curated record. Lineage: Eukaryota; Metazoa; Chordata; Mammalia; Artiodactyla; Delphinidae.
GUGACUCACUCUGUGACCUUCACGAUCACCAAUGAAGCCUUCUCAGCGGCACUCGGGAACCCUGCCUCCCUGGAGUACCAGCUGCUGAGUGAAAACAUCCGACAUCAGCUCCAGUCCGUCUAUCACGAGGCCUUCUCCAGCUUCGAGGGUGUCGGUGUCCUGCUCUUUAGGCCUGACUCUGCAGCUGUGAAUGCCUCCCUUGUGUUUGGGGGCCUCGCCCCGGGCCCCUCUGCCCGUGAAGUCCUCUGGACUCUGUACCGCAAAGUGAAGGCCGCAGGGAAGUUGUUGGGGAACCUGUCCCUGGAUGAGAGCAGUCUCGCCUCUGAGGGGUCCGACCUGACCGACCUGGCCCUGGAGACCACCAGCAUCCAUCUCACGGCCAUGAGGCCCUUCCAGCCCCCGCUCCUCCUGCCUGGCUCUGCCCGCUUUGUCCUGCUGGAAAAGACGAUCCUCCGACAGGUCAUACCCGUGCUGUCAGGAUUCUAUACAGCGCGUCCCCAGGAAGAGCCCCUGCUCCUCUUCAGUAAUGUGGACCAGUGGGCGGGCGUUUACCUCGAAUACAAGUUCCAGACCCCCAUCGGUACCCACCUCCCAGGCUUGGCCAAUCACCUGGCCCGGAACAUAAUGGAUCCUGCUGUCCAGAAAUCCAGCAUCAUGGCCAAUGCUGACCACCAUCCUCAGGCCUCUGCAGAACUCCGGCCAAGUGGUGGUGGAGAAGUUCCAGUAAGGCCGUGGUGGCUCUGGGUGACCUGGGGCCCAGGGCUGAACUCUAGCGGUGGGGCCAGUGGCUCAGAGAAAUGGCCUUCCUGAGACCCCCGGGCUGUCUAGCCUCCUGGCACUGGUGAAGAUCUUCCCGCCAGGCCCGACCCACUGACUGCCGGGGUGGGUGCCACCUUCUUCAGGGCCGCGCCGGCCCGAGCCUUCGUGCAGGACUGCGUGCUCUGGGGUCUGCAUGACCUGCAGGAAGCUGAGGGCCUCUCCGUGGAGAUGGUCAGCCCAGACCUCGGUGCUGACGCGGAAGGCCUGCUUCGGAGUGUCCAGGUACAGAGGCGCCCCUCCCCGAUGCUGCUCCUGCCACUGAAACUGCACCCCAAACCUCUCCUCCUCCCGGCCCCGCCCCCAGCCUUCCACAGUCAGCGCCUCAACCCUGACAACGAGAGCCAGAGCAGCAAGGCACCACCUGAGGUCACACAGCAAGGGGGGCUUCUUCCCUCCUAGCUCAUCCAAGGACUAGACUCCCAGGGCCACGACAGAGGCAGGGUGCGGGGGACAGCACCUCACCACCCCACACCAGGGACACCAGGCAUGCUCUAACCACGGCGGCACCCACCUCCCCCCGGGAGGUCUGGAAAACUACUCGAUACCAUCGUCAUACUCAGGUCAGGCUCUGGGGAGCGGAACAGGGCAAGAUGAAGGCCUGCAGAAGAUGCGGGCAGGGGAAGAGAGCUGGCGCCCUCACACCUGACCUGACACGGUGGUGGGGCUGGAGGUAUCAUUGGUCUCAAGCCAAACUUCGGUCUUUUUGGGGUACGGAAAAUUAAAUGACGCAGCGCAAUCAGAAGCUGGUACAAAAGACUGCUUUUGUUUCUAGGCAGUCAUCCAACAGGAGAGGUUCAGAGCAGAGCCCACAGGAGGAGGAGGUGGGGGCAGAAGACUGACAGGGUCAAGGGUGGGAAUGGGGACUCUUGGGGGCAAGGCUUGGUCUCAGCCCCACCUCCGCCUUAGGCCCGGCCACCCUCAGACCAAAGGCCUUGGGGUGCUGGUGGCCGAGGUGAGGCCCGGCUGUGUGCCAGGGAAGGUCGGCGCCGCGGGGCAAGCCGGGCUCAGAGAACAGACCGCCUGGCUAGGGAAGGUCUAGGACGGAAGCUAAGCUGACCACCUCUCAGGGGCGGAGGGUGGGGCUUUGAGGGGGAGGCAGCUUUCCUGGACCACAGCCAGGGAGGUGAAGGCCUUGGCCCACAAAGCUCCAGCGACUGCUGGGCCCGCUGGGACGUGAGCGAUGUGGUGGCACAGGGCGAUGGCCUUUGAAACCAUGACUUAGAAGGGAAGGGGACUCAAGCGUAGUCUUACCCCAAAGGCUCCCUCGACCUACAGAAGAGCCGGCAGGCCCGGUGAGGGGACCCAGGAGCCCAGGGCCCAGAUAGCAGCCAGCACCAAGAUGCCAGAGAGGGUCAGCAGGAAGGUCACCACGUAGAGGUUGACUGCAGCUGGCGGCCGAUUCCUCUGCACUUCUGGAAUACGCUUUGGUCGCCUGGCCCUCCACAAGCCAGGCUGUCGAGCAUCACGUGAGGCCUCGCGUGAAGAUACAGUUCAGACACACCUGGUGACCUCUGUGGGUUUGAAGGAGAAGGUACAGGGAAGGAAACCCACACAUGGGGACCUAGCAUGGUCUCUCUGGAGGUGAAGUGACAGUAUACCUGCAACACAUAAGGAGAAAGGGUCUACCUGGCAAGGUGAGCCAGCCAUGCGGACACCAGGCUGGACAGACAUCACCAGGGUCUACAGGAUGGCGGAGGGGCCUGGCAAACCAGCACCCUCACGCAGACGAGUCUUUCCUAAGCAGGUCUUCCCCAUGGGCCAGAUGGGGCCUGCAGGACACUUCCCACGGCCCACCGUUACGCGGACUUUAAUUCUCAGCAGCUCUGAAGCUGCGCAGUCCCAUUCUCCAGCUGAAUAAACAGAGGCUCAGAGAUGAACACGCAGUGCUACCUUGAUCCCUCCGCCUGCUGCCUCCUCCAGAACUCAGUUCAUUCUAAAAACCUAACACUCAUCAAGCACCUGUGACUAGGUGCUAGUAUCCCCAUCUCGCAGCCGAGGAGAGGGAAGCAGAGGAGUUAAGUGACUUGCCCAAGGUCACAGUCACAGGGCUCCAGAGCCUGCAUUCUUGACGACCACAUGCCCACAGCAGGGCGGUGCUAGCAUCUGCACCUGAAAGGUGGGAACUCUGCUGCCUUCUUGGACAGGGCGUGCAGCCCCAGGUUUUGGGAGGUGGCAGUGCAGGAAACAAGUCGGCCCAUUGGGCCAGUGGUUCUCCAGGGUCUGAGGGGCAGGGAGAGUGCUGUGAGCCACUCCCCCACCCACCCCAGCGACACUCACUGGGAACCUUGAAUCAGCACCUGC